CGCUCCGCCCAAGCCGUGGUUGCUGCCGCUAUCACGUUUCCACCAGUCUCCGCAUCUAGAACUUUCCUGUUACUCCAGAAACACUGUCCACUUCCGCGGCAAACCCAUGGCAACCGAACGCAGCUUCCCCGAUAGCUUCAUUGACGAAGAUCCACAGAAAGCUCUGGAGGCUCUUAAUGAGGCCUUGCAAGGAGACUCCACCAACGCUGAGUGGUUUUGCCAGCGUGCUUAUGCCCACAUCCUUCUGAAAAACUACAGCUGUGCCGCUGAUGAUGCCAAGAAAGCACAACAGCUAAAACCCAGCCUUCCCCUUGCUUUCAUGCGAACAGGAAUAGCAGAGUACCACCUGAACCACUAUGAGUCAGCACAUGCAGCCUUCACUCAGGGACACCAACUGGAUGUUUCUGACAUAUCAUAUGAGAUCUGGAUCAAGAGGUGUGAGGAGAUGAUGGGGGACCAGUCACAGAACAACAGCGUAUACAGGCAGACACCAGCAGUUCCACCUGUGAAACAUGACUGGUACCAAACAGAAUCUCAAAUCAUUGUCACAGUCAUGGCGAAAAACGUACCCAAGGAUGGUGUGUGUGUCAGCUUCAUGGAAAAAGAGCUCGAUGCCAUGAUACAUCUGGCAUCAGGGGAGAACUACAACUUACACCUCCACCUCCAGCACCCCAUCGUCCCUCAACAGAGCACCUUCAAGGUCCUCACCACCAAGGUGGAGAUCAAGAUGAAGAAGACAGAUGCCAUCAGAUGGGAGAAGCUGGAGGGAGAAGGACAGGAGUCCAGCAUCAAACACUUCAAUCCUAAUCAGUACCCAUCAUCGUCCCACUACACCCGCAAAUGGGACAAGAUGGUGGUGGACAUCAGUGAGGAGGAGAAAAAUGAGAAGCUGGAGGGAGACGCAGCGCUCAACCAUCUCUUCCAGCAGAUCUACUCAGACGGCUCAGACGAGGUCAAGCGAGCCAUGAACAAGUCCUUUAUGGAGUCAGGUGGUACAGUCUUGAGCACCAACUGGAAAGAUGUGGGCAAGAGAACAGUGGAAAUGAGCCCACCAGACGAUGUAGAGUUCAAGAAGUACUGACCUUCCUCUUCCUUCUUUUUGCUUUGCAUCAUCUUUCUUCACAUUUGUCCAUCUGAUCUCCAGCGCGAGUCCUCGUUGCUCUGCAGUCUCCGUGGCCGUCCACUUCCUCCCCUCAGUUACGUUGUUGCCCUGGUGUUUUCACUCCGCUUUAACGCAGGGAGCCUCUGCCUUCCCGCUGUCAGUCAAUCAAACCACACAUGGCCUGCUCUCUGCAAUAGCUCACUACCAGAUGGAGCCGUUUCAUUUGAAUAAUCUGUUGAACGGAUUGAUUUACAUUAUCUGAUUCUUAAAGGCCAGUGGACUCCAAAGGGAACUAAGGUCUGGAUUAAAAUGCUGACUGACGGACCUGAAAUGCUCAGAUUCAACCAUCCGAGUCUUGUUUCCUCUCCUUUGCCUCCCCUAGUGUUCUCGAAACACCCACAGCCUUUUUAUUUGGGAGCCUUUUAUGACUCUCUACUAUCAGCACUUGUACAAAAAUGUAAAAAAAAAAAAGAAAAGAAAGAAAAAAUAGAAAGCAGCUGAGAUGU
This is a messenger RNA of Toxotes jaculatrix (banded archerfish), 1608 nucleotides long. RefSeq names its product SGT1 homolog, MIS12 kinetochore complex assembly cochaperone (gene sugt1). The transcript has 13 exons. NCBI's taxonomy places the organism in Eukaryota, Metazoa, Chordata, Actinopteri, Toxotidae. Gene Ontology annotation, molecular function: protein-folding chaperone binding. The coding region runs from base 107 to 1081 and encodes 324 amino acids. The record is from RefSeq and is a predicted model, not a curated record. Gene Ontology annotation, biological process: protein stabilization.